This is a messenger RNA of Manacus vitellinus (golden-collared manakin), 707 nucleotides long. RefSeq names its product ketimine reductase mu-crystallin. The coding region runs from base 1 to 591 and encodes 196 amino acids. Gene Ontology annotation, biological process: thyroid hormone metabolic process. NCBI's taxonomy places the organism in Eukaryota, Metazoa, Chordata, Aves, Passeriformes, Pipridae. The transcript has 6 exons. The record is from RefSeq and is a predicted model, not a curated record. Gene Ontology annotation, molecular function: thyroid hormone binding. Gene Ontology annotation, cellular component: cytoplasm.
AUGAAAGAACUGGAAUACACAGAAUCUGCCCAGUUUAAAUGUGACUUUGUAUGGUUUGUGGUUGCUGCACCUGUCCUGGAUGGCAGUGUCAUCACAGCAAAGCGAACAGCUGCAGUUUCUGCCAUUGCUACCAAGGUCAGGAUAUGGAAUCGCAGCAAGGAGAAAGCAGAGAAGUUUGCCAGCUCUGUCCAUGGUCCCGUGCGGGUUUGCUCCUCUGCCCAGGAGGCCGUUGUUGGGGCUGAUGUGAUUGUAACAGUCACCAUGGCAGCAGAACCCAUCCUGUCUGGGGCCUGGGUAAAGCCAGGUGCCCACAUCAAUGCUGUUGGAGCAUGCAGACCAAACUGGAGAGAACUGGAUGACAAACUGAUGAAGAAUUGCUCUCUCUUUGUGGAUUCCAGGGAGGCAGCUUCUGAAGAAUCAGGAGAUGUUAUAUUAUCAGGGGCAGAGAUUUUUGCUGAGCUGGGAGAGGUAUUGAAGGGUACAAAACCAGCCCUGCCUGAGAAAACAACAGUGUUUAAAUCCUUGGGGCUGGCGGUUGAAGAUGCAGUAGCAGCAAAAUUUGUUUAUGAUGCGUGGUCAGCUGCAAACUAAAGGGGAAGUCUACAAUGCCAAUGAGGCCAAGAGGAUUGUUUGCUCUUAGUUUCUUUGGAUCCUUUGUUAACAAGAAAGGCACCAGUCCUAUCUGAAUGUGGCCCUUCUAGAACACU